Molecule: messenger RNA, 968 nt
Organism: Prosopis cineraria
Lineage: Eukaryota; Viridiplantae; Streptophyta; Magnoliopsida; Fabales; Fabaceae
Product: germin-like protein subfamily 1 member 7
Exons: 2
Coding region: 53-724 (223 amino acids)
Cellular component (GO): cell wall
Molecular function (GO): manganese ion binding
Source: RefSeq, a predicted model, not a curated record
UUGCCACAACAAACACACAAUUCAAAGAAAUUAAGGUUUUGAGAAUUCAGAGAUGAAAGAUUCAUUAGUGAUCUCUCUUUUUGCCCUCUUGGCUUUGGCUUCCUCAUUUGCUUCUGCCUAUGACCCCAGCCCUCUCCAAGACUUUUGUGUCGCUCUCAAUGAUACCAAAGUUGGAGUAUUUGUGAAUGGGGAAUUCUGCAAAGAUCCCAAGCUUGCCAAAGCAGAAGACUUCUUCUACCACGUAAUGCCAGGUAACACAUCCAACCCAUUGGGCUCCAAAGUGACUCCAGUGACUGUGCAAGAAAUUCCAGGACUCAACACUCUUGGUAUUUCCCUUGCUCGUGUCGAUUUCGCACCAUACGGUUUGAAUCCUCCCCACACUCACCCUCGUGGCACUGAGUUGUUGAUCGUCAUCGAAGGAACUCUCUUGGUUGGAUUUGUGGCUUCCAAUCAAAAUGAUAACCGCCUCUUCACCAAAGUCCUCAACAAAGGAGAUGUGUUUGUGUUCCCUAUCGGUCAGAUUCACUUUCAACUCAAUAUCGGGCAUGACAAUGCUGUAGCCAUUGCAGGUCUCAGCAGCCAAAAUCCAGGAGUGAUUACCAUUGCUAAUGCUCUGUUUAAAUCCAAUCCUCUCAUCUCUCCUGCGGUUCUCACUAAAGCCUUCCAAGUUGACAAGAGCAUAAUUGCUUAUCUUCAGAAGCAAUCUUGGUAUGACAAUAACUAAACAGACCGUCUAGUGCCCAUCCGUAAUUCUACUUCAUGUUGAUUUCUGUUUCAUUCAACUCCAAUUAUAACUUUUUUUAGUGUCCAACUCCAAUUGGAUCUUUUAAUAAAUAAAUAAUUAAUACCCCCGCAGGCUUACGUUGUACCUUUUCUCUGUUUGUAAUUUCAUUCAUUUGGUUUCCUGUACGUGCAUGUUUCGUGCGUGCGUGUACCCACUUCAAUAAAACUACAGUUUUGUGAAACAA